This is a messenger RNA of Erigeron canadensis, 3788 nucleotides long. RefSeq names its product leucine--tRNA ligase, cytoplasmic-like. Gene Ontology annotation, biological process: leucyl-tRNA aminoacylation. The coding region runs from base 132 to 3395 and encodes 1087 amino acids. Gene Ontology annotation, molecular function: ATP binding; leucine-tRNA ligase activity; aminoacyl-tRNA deacylase activity. The record is from RefSeq and is a predicted model, not a curated record. NCBI's taxonomy places the organism in Eukaryota, Viridiplantae, Streptophyta, Magnoliopsida, Asterales, Asteraceae. The transcript is spliced from 6 exons.
CUCUGUUGUAGAAACUUACAAUUGUGGCGUUGUUGAGAAGAGGUCAUCUUUUUUCUCUACAUCUUAUCCGGAAAUCAUCAUCAUCAUCCAUUACUCUAACUAAGAGGAGUUAUUGUCAAGUUAGUAACGAGAUGGCAGAGACCGAUAGUGGGAGGAGUUUUAAGAGGAGGGACCAGCUUCUUGAGAUGGAGCAUCAAGUACGUGAGUGGUGGGAAGAUGCUCAAGUAUUCAAUGCAGAAGCCAAUGACCAACGGCCUAAAGAGGGUGACAAGUUUUUUGGGACCUUUCCCUUUCCGUAUAUGAAUGGGUAUUUGCACUUGGGGCAUGCGUUUUCCCUAUCCAAGCUUGAAUUUGCUGCUGCCUAUCAUAGGCUUAGGGGUGCGAAUGUGCUCUUACCCUUUGGAUUUCAUUGUACCGGAAUGCCAAUCAAGGCCUCUGCGGAUAAACUUAGAAGGGAAAUAGAAAGAUUUGGGAAUCCACCAGUGUUCCCUUCAGUGGAGGUGGAGGAGAUUGUUAGUGAACCAGAACCUAAAGCUAAUGAAGGAGGCAACCCUGAGAAGUUUAAGGGGAAAAAAUCUAAGGCUGCAUCAAAAACUGGUAGGGAGACUUAUCAGUGGGAAAUAAUGCGGGGGUAUGGUUUAUCUGAUGCUGAGAUAGCCACAUUUCAAGAUCCUGUUCAGUGGCUUCGGUUUUUUCCUCCAUUGGCUGUAGAAGAUCUUAAGGCUUUUGGGUUGGGUGCUGACUGGAGGAGGUCGUUCAUUACUACAGAUGUAAACCCGUUUUUUGAUAAGUUUGUGAGGUGGCAGAUGAGGAAGUUGAAAAGACAUGGGAAGAUUGUUAAGGACUUGAGAUACACAAUCUACUCACCCUUGGAUGGGCAGCCUUGUGCUGAUCAUGAUCGGGCAUCAGGAGAAGGUGUAAUCCCUCAGGAGUAUACACUCAUUAAAAUGGAGGUAGUCCCACCAUUCCCUGCUAAAUUUGCACAUUUGGAAGGAAAGAAGGUCUAUCUUGCUGCUGCAACCUUACGACCAGAGACCAUGUAUGGUCAAACCAAUUCUUGGGUCUUGCCAGAUGGGAAGUAUGGAGCUUUUGAAAUCAACGAAGAUGAGGUCUUCAUUUUGACUGAGCGAGCGGCUCGCAAUUUGGCAUAUCAACGUCAGUCACGAGUACAUGAGAAGCCUACAUGUCUCGUAGAGUUGAUUGGUCAAGAUCUUAUAGGGUUACCCCUUCGGUCACCGUUGUCAUUCAAUGAAAUCAUAUACUGCCUUCCAAUGCUCUCGGUGCUUACUGAUAAGGGUACUGGAAUAGUGACCAGCGUGCCCAGUGAUUCCCCUGAUGAUUUCAUGGCGUUGCAGGAUUUGAAAUCAAAAGCUCCUUUCAGGGCUAAGUUUGGUAUAAAAGAUGAGUGGGUAUUACCUUUUGAGGUCAUCCCAAUCAUUAGCCACCCUGAGUUUGGUGAUAAAUCUGCUGAAAAAAUAUGCGUUGACAUGAAAAUCAAGAGCCAAAAUGAGAGAGAAAAGCUCGAUGCUGCUAAAAAGGUUAUCUAUAAGGGUGGUUUUUAUGAAGGAACGAUGAUUGCUGGUGAAUAUGCCGGGAUGCGUGUUCAAGAUGCUAAAACGUUGAUCAGAAGCAAGCUUCUAGAACUUGGUGAAGCUGUUGUAUACAGUGAACCUGAGAAGAAAGUGAUGUCACGGUCAGGUGACGAGUGUGUUGUUGCCUUAACUGAUCAAUGGUAUCUCACCUAUGGUGAAGGUAGCUGGAGAGAAGCUGCAGAAGAGUGCUUAGCCAACAUGAAUUUAUACUCUGAUGAGACUCGCCAUGGUUUCGAGCAUACCCUGAGCUGGUUAAAUCAAUGGGCGUGCUCCAGAAGUUUUGGUUUGGGGACUCGUAUUCCAUGGGACGAGGAGUUUCUGGUGGAGUCACUAUCUGAUUCCACCAUCUACAUGGCUUACUAUACAGUGUGUCAUCUGUUACAGAAAGGAGAAUUAUUUGGUGCGGACACCUCUACUGUAAAACCUGAGCAGCUUAGUGAUGAUGUUUGGGACUAUUUAUUUCUUUCAGGCCCAGAACCUCAAUCUUCAAAUAUUCCUUCAUCACUUCUAAAGAAGAUGAGACAGGAGUUUGAGUAUUGGUAUCCUGUUGAUCUUCGUGUUUCUGGCAAGGAUCUCAUACAGAAUCACCUUACGUUCUGUAUCUAUAACCACACCGCGAUUUUUCCUAAGGAACAUUGGCCUCGUGGGUUCAGAUGCAAUGGUCACAUUAUGUUGAACUCAGAGAAAAUGUCAAAGUCAACCGGGAAUUUUAGGACCUUAAAACAAGCUAUUGAGGAAUUCUCAGCUGAUGCCACUAGAUUCUCUCUUGCUGAUGCUGGUGAUGGAAUGGAUGAUGCCAAUUUUGUAUUUGAAACAGCCAAUGCAGCGAUUUUGAGGCUUACAAAGGAGAGAGUGUGGAUGGAGGAAGUUCUUGCUGCUGAGUCAUCUUUAAGAGUGGGUCCGCCUUCUAUUUAUGCUGAUCGUGUCUUUGCUAAUGAAAUGAACUUUGCCAUAAAAAUGACCGAAAAGAACUACAGUGAUUACAUGUUCCGUGAAGCUCUGAAAACUGGGUUCUAUGAUCUACAAGCUGCUAGGGAUGAAUAUAGGCUUUCUUGUGGAUCAAGUGGCAUGAAUCGUGAUCUUUUGUGGCGGUUUAUGGAUGUUCAAACGCGGCUUAUUGCUCCUAUUUGCCCUCAUUAUUCUGAAUAUGUAUGGAAGAAACUUUUGAAAAAGGAAGGGUUUGUGAUUAAAGCUGGAUGGCCUGAAGCUGAAAACCCUGAUCUUACCCUUCAAAAGGCUAAUAGAUACUUGCAGGACUCUAUUACUAAUUUCAGGAAGCUUCUUUUGAAGCAGGCUUCUGGUGGGCCAAAGAAAGGUAGCAAUAAUAAAGCAUCCGUUCAGAGCAAACCAAAAGUUGGCCUGAUCUAUGUCAACGAACAAUAUGAAGGCUGGAAAAGAGAAUGCUUGAAUAUUUUACGCGACAAGUUUGAUAGCGAAAACCGUAGAUUUGCAUCUGAUCAGGAGAUACUACAAGCAUUGCAGCAAAGUGCAAUUGGCCAGAACGGUAAUUUCAAGCAAACACAGAAACAAUGUAUGCCUUUCUUGAGGUUUAAGAAGGAUGAGGUCAUGACACUUGGCGUUCAAGCAUUGGAUCUAAAGCUACCGUUUGGUGAGAUCGAAGUUCUUCAGGACAAUUUAGAGUUGAUAAGGAGACAGAUAGGCCUUGAUCAUGUGGAAAUAUUGUCUGCUGCUGAUCCGGAUGCUGUUCUCAAAGCUGGUCGGCAUGCUUCUUUGUUAAAGCAAGCUCCACCAUCACCAGGAUCUCCUACCUCCAUUUUCUUGACUGAGGAUGAUAUGGCUUGAAGAUUGAAUCUCUAGAAAGGGAAAGAGUAUUGCAACCUGCUGGCUGGCUGACUCAGGUAGGCAGCAAAGAUAGAUAGUGGAGACCUGCAGUUUAGAUGAAAAGACCCGAUAUUCCCAUCUUUUCAUAUUAUUGUUUUUUUUUUUUUUUUUUGGCUCUUUACAAACUAUUUGUACUGAUCAUGAGGUUAUCAGGAAACUAGAAAACUUUUUUUUUUUUGCUAAGUUGUGGGAUGGUGUGAUGUUUUUUUGUUUUAGCAAGUGAUUAGAAUACUGGAGAUUGUGAUAUGCAAAUGAACCUGGACCAUAUUAAUUCUUUAUGGACCAGCAGUUACGUUAGUGUCAUAUUAGCUACAUUUUUGCUCAAAAUAGCUCUACGUUUUAGCUUUAGUUAUA